Molecule: messenger RNA, 1526 nt
Organism: Centropristis striata (black sea bass)
Lineage: Eukaryota; Metazoa; Chordata; Actinopteri; Perciformes; Serranidae
Product: gastrula zinc finger protein XlCGF71.1-like
Exons: 2
Coding region: 397-1125 (242 amino acids)
Biological process (GO): regulation of transcription by RNA polymerase II
Molecular function (GO): DNA-binding transcription factor activity, RNA polymerase II-specific; RNA polymerase II cis-regulatory region sequence-specific DNA binding
Source: RefSeq, a predicted model, not a curated record
CUGUUUGAAAGAACGAUAGCAGAGUACGAGGAGCAACUUUGUCGUUCAAAAGAGAAGAACAAGCGACAACAGAAACUACUGGACGCUGUUUUCAACCCUCAGAUUCACUCACACAGAGCAGAUGUCCAGCAGCUGUCAGUGAGUGAAGAAGAGUUUCCCUCUGAGCAGCAGGAGAGGAGCUGCAGUCUGGACCAGGACCAGGACCAGGAGGAGCCGGAGCCCCCACACAUUAAAGAGGAACAGGAGGAACCUUGGAGCAGUCAGGAGGGAGAGCAGCUUCAGGGGCUGGAGGAGGCUGAUAUCACCAAGUUUACAUUCACUCCUGUCCCUGUGAAGAGUGAAGAAGAUGAAGAGAAACCUCAGUCUUCACAGCUUCAUCAAACACAAACCGAACAGAUGGAAACAGAAGCUGAUGGAGAGGACUGUGGAGGACCAGAACCAGACAGGAACUCUGAUCCAGAGCCACAUUUACAACCUGAUACUGGUGACGAGCCUGCAGACUCUUCUGAACCUGAGACUGAUAACAGUGGUGAUUGGAAGGAGACCAGAGAACCUCAGUCAGGUUUGAACUGUUUGAAAAAAGAUGGCGGCCCUGUCAGAGAUUCCAGAUUUAGUGCUGGUGAGAAACGAUUUAGCUGCUCUGAGUGUGAGAAAAGAUUUGUCUACAAGUACAAUCUGAAGAGACACCUGAGAGUCCACACAGGAGAGAAACCUUUCAGCUGCUCAGUUUGUAAGAAAACUUUUACAGAGAGUAGACAUUUAAAGUCACACAUGAGACUCCACACAGGGGAGAAACCUUUCAGCUGCUCAGUUUGUAAGAAACCUUUUACAGAGAGCAGACAUUUAAAGGCACACAUGAGACUCCACACAGGAGAGAGACCUUUCAGCUGCUCAGUUUGUAAGAAAACUUUUACAUGGAGUGGAUCUUUAAAGUCACACAUGAGACUCCACACAGGAGAGAGACCUUUCAGCUGCUCAGUUUGUAAGAAAACUUUUGCACAGAGUGGAACUUUAAAGGCACACAUGAGACUACACACAGGAGAGAAACUUUUCAGCUGUUCAGUUUGUCAUAAAUCUUUUACACAAAGUGGGCAUUUAAAGAAACACAUGAGAGUCCACACAUGAGAGAAACCUUUCAUAAAUGUGCUGGCCGCUCGUCCUCAAAGUUUCUACAAACUGAGGAUAACAAAGAGGCAGAGCCUCCAGCCAGCAGCCCACAAGAAGAGAUGCAAACCUCUUUUUCAAUCUUUUUAAAGGAUUUGAUAAACUAUUUCAAGUCUUUUUUAAAUGCUUUAAAACUUGUAGUAACUUUCAUUAAUAUUUAUUCUGUGUGUAUGAAAUUUACCUACAAUAUAAGUAAACAACACUUUCUUUUCCACUAUGUGAUAUAUUCAUUUCCUUUCUGUUCAUUUUUGUUUUGUUUUACAAAACAGAAGUUCACAAACUGAUAUUUUAAUGAAAUAUUAGAUUGUAGAAGUGUAACAAUGACAACUUUAUUUUUUUCUAACAGCAAAAGAAAAUAAAAA